AUGUCCACCGCACACGAGCCCAAAGAGGACACUGCUCAUCAGGUCAUCCAUGAUGAAGUGGUCGCCCCGGACCACGAACUUGAAGGCUGGGUUGGAUUAGCCGAAGAUGCCCGCAACGCGACCGCGGAGGAGCAUAGACUCGGUUUUUUCGAUGCUGUCAAACUGUAUCCCAAAGCAUGUAUGUGGACGAUGGUGGUUUCUUUGGUCGUGAUCCUCGACGGGUACGACACUGCCUUGAUCGGUUCUCUGUUUGGUUUCCCUGCUUUCCAACGGCAGUUUGGCCAUGAAACCAGCAAGCCAGGCUCAUACCAACUGCAAGCCAAAUGGCAGACUGCGCUGGGUCUUGCUAGCCCGCUAGGCAACAUCGUCGGCAUUUAUAUCAACGCCUUCUUGACCGAGAGAUGGGGCCACAAGAAGACCUGUUUGGGCACAUUAGCCUUCUUGACUGGUGUUCUAUUCAUCCCUUUCUUCGCCAAAAAUGUUCAGGUCCUUUUUGUUGGAGAGCUCCUCUGUGGUCUCGCGUGGGGUGUGUUUACCACUCUGGCUCCUGCAUACGCCUCCGAAGUAGCGCCCGUCGUCCUGCGUUCCUAUCUUGAAACAUACGUUGUUCUCUGCUGGGGUAUUGGUCAGUUUGUCGCCACCGGUAUCUUGGACAGUCUCGUUCAUCGUACGGAUGAGUGGGCGUGGCGCAUCCCUCUUGCGGUGCAGUGGGUUUGGCCCGUGAUCAUCGUUCCGGUCCUUAUCUUUGCGCCCGAGUCUCCCUGGUGGCUGGUCCGCAAAGGUCGUAUUGCGGAGGCCGAGAAGUCUAUUAAGCGACUUUCGUCUUCCCAGGACCCAGAUCACGCCAAGAAGUCAGUGGCACUGAUGAUUCAGACUACCAAUCUGGAAAUAGCAAUGACGGAGGGGGCCUCAUUUAUCGAUUGCUUCCGUGGAAGCAAUGCCUGGCGUACGGAGAUUGGUUGCAUUGUCUGGACUUCUCAGGUUCUCAGCGGCUUUGCCAUUACCUCCUAUGCUACUUACUUCUACGAACAAGCCGGCCUGGCUACUGCCGAUGCGUACAAAAUGAGCGUUGGCCAGAGUGGUCUUCACUUCCUCUGUACGCUGCUAUCUGUAUUUAUCACAGGUAACUACGGUCGUCGGUCUGUCCUCUUUGGUGGCUACAUUGGCAUGGGCUCAUCCAUGCUGAUCCUGGGUAUCAUGGCUUGCGUUCACCAGACCUCGGGUUUGGGUUACGGAGAAUCUGCUAUGUUUCUGCUCUGGUAUGUCUUCUACGAGCUUACACUCGGCCCGCUUGCUUUCAUCAUUGUGGCCGAGAUCUCCUCCACUCGCCUACGAUCCAAGAGUAUUUCUCUCGCGCGCAAUGCCUACAACGUUGCAAACGUGUUCAGCUCCACUGUCGCCCCAUAUGCACUCAAUCCAACUGAAGGCAAUUGGAAAGGCAAGACAGCAUUCCUGGCCUCUGGUUUCACCAUUGUCAUCACUCUUUGGGCCUACUUCCGCCUCCCGGAGUCUCAAGGACGCACAUAUGAGGAGCUGGACAUCUUAUUCUCGAAGAACUUGAAGGCCUGGGAGUUCAAAGAUGCACAAAUUGACGAUGAUGCCGCGGAGAAUAUUACCAAGCAGGAGUAG
Penicillium daleae is the source of this 1629-nucleotide messenger RNA. RefSeq lists its product as uncharacterized. Gene Ontology annotation, molecular function: carbohydrate:proton symporter activity. Gene Ontology annotation, biological process: transmembrane transport; carbohydrate transport. The record is from RefSeq and is a predicted model, not a curated record. The transcript has a single exon. NCBI's taxonomy places the organism in Eukaryota, Fungi, Ascomycota, Eurotiomycetes, Eurotiales, Aspergillaceae. Gene Ontology annotation, cellular component: membrane. The coding region runs from base 1 to 1629 and encodes 542 amino acids.